Molecule: messenger RNA, 4203 nt
Organism: Gigantopelta aegis
Lineage: Eukaryota; Metazoa; Mollusca; Gastropoda; Neomphalida; Peltospiridae
Product: UBX domain-containing protein 4-like
Exons: 13
Coding region: 105-1490 (461 amino acids)
Molecular function (GO): protein binding
Source: RefSeq, a predicted model, not a curated record
ACAAAUACAGUACCAAUCUGUUAUCCGGUUGUAAAUAACACGUAAUCUUUGAAAAAAUAAAUAUUAUUUUCCUUUUGUAUUAUCUUUUUGACAGAUAAAAAGCAAUGAAGUGGUUCUUAGGUUCCAUCGAAGAAGCUAUCAAACUAUCUAAGGACAAGGAGUUAUUAUUUAUUGUGUAUAUUUCAGGGAAGGAUGAUUUAUCGAAACAGAUGUUGUCGACAUGGGGCAAUGAAGAAGUUUGUACACUGUGUGAAUCGGAGCAGUGCAUUGCGAUCAACAUUGAAGCCGAGAGUGACGCCUGUGGAUUCUUUUCCCAGAUUUACCCAGUGGUGAUUGUGCCGUCCACAUUUUUCAUCAGCACGAACGGAAUUCCAAUCGAAGUAACGGGCGGGUAUGUGGACAGUAAAGAAUUCAUCAAGAUUCUCAAAACCGUUCUUCAGACACACAAGUCCAAGGCACCAUCCACAUUCCCGAUUUCUUCAGCUACUGACACAUCUGCACCACCAUCGUCUGGUGCUGACUUUCCGCCACAAGAAAGUGAUUCCCCCACCAAUUCUACCACAGACAGCAAGGCCAAUGACAGCGGUGGAGACAUGCAUCAACAAGAUUUUGAGGCCAGAGUAGCCAUUGCUCAAGAAAAGAUUGAACAAAAGAGAGAAGAACGGUCGCUAAAAGAAAAGGAGGUUUGCAGGGUUUUUAUUAGCUAUGUGGGGCGGGAUGCAUUUAUUGAUAGGCCGACCCCUUAUUUUGCCCCUCAGUAUCUGGUACUAAAAGGAAAGAGAGAGAGAGUGAAGGAAAACAUAGCUAGAGACAGAGCUGAAAGGGCAGCCAAGUAUAAUACAGAGAAGGAAAACAAACUGAAGUCUCAAGAGGAAGCUAAAAAGGCCAAACUUUCGGUGCAGCAGAAAAAGGCUGAACUUGCUGAGUCUAAGAGGAGUGAGACUGCGCGACUACAGUUCAGACUGACGGACGGUACAAGUAUCACCCAAGAGUUUUCAUCUACGGACACCCUACAGACAGCCUACACAUUCAUUUCACAGCAUCUGAAUGGCUCUGUGACUUUGUCUACAAUUUUCCCGAAGCGAGUAUUUACAGAAGACGAAAUGACAAGUACUUUAGCGAGUCUGAACUUGGCUCCAUCUGCAGUCAUAAUUGUCAUGCCGAAAAAGCGUGCAGUAACGCAGUACUCCGGGGGCGGUGGUUCGGGGGAUCUCCUCUCGAUGGUGCUGGCUCCGCUGAUGAUGCUCUGGAACUUCAUCAUCUCCCUUUUCACCAGCAGUCCGUCAUCAUCAGCAACCUCAUCAACGUCAUCAUCGCCAGCUACACAGGCAGCAGGGGGAGACGGGGUGCGCAGCGGUGCUUACAGACGCCCAUCACCCGGUGGUAUUAGCCGUAGAGAAGGAAAUCUUCACCGCUUUACAAACAAACUGGACAAUGACGACGACGAAGAUUCGGCCACAUGGAACGGAAACUCGACACAGCAGUUGUGAAGAGUCGAGUCAGAAAUUAGUCAGAAUUUUGAUGGUCACGUGGUACAUUUUGGGGUGGUGUUGGGAAUGGAUAUUCAGGAGCAAGAUGUGUGGGUUUUCUUUAAAAAAUAUAUUUCAAAUGUAAUUUUUAAAAUGUUUUUUUCUUUAGAGUUGCAUUCCCUGACAUCCAAUAGCCGAUGUGUAUUUUUGUGCUGGGGUGUCGUUCAAACAUUCAUUCAUUCAUUCAUUCACUUUUUCCCAAGGUACAUGCUAGCGAUAUUAAAGCAGGGAUUUAUCCAGACAUUCUAUGGUACCAAACAUGGGGCCCCUUCCCAAAAGCAUGUAGCACUGAAAAAUUCCCAGUUUGAUGUAUAAGACGUUUUGUAAAUAUGUCUGUUCUAAUAAAUUAAUUUAAUAAUUGUGCAUUGCAUCAUUCAUUGGGAUUUAAAAAAACAAAAAAAAAACAAUUAUGAUUAAAUUGCACAUAUUUUCCCAGUCUUGUCAGACAUGGGACCCUGCCGAAAAACCCUGAAUAAAUCCUUGUAAAUAUUUUAUAAUACCUAUAGGGGUGCACAUCUCUUCCUCACCCCCCCAACCCCCCCACCCCUUCAGAGGUACACACCAUCUGACCAUUACUUUGCUAUAUUGUUCAUAAUUCAAGUGCUCGUAAUAUGGUAUUUUCCUAUUUUAAAAAAAUCCUGUAGGGGCAUAACACCCCAUCCCACCCCAUCCCCCCCCCCCCCCCCCCCCCCCCCCCGCACUCUCAUACAGACCUUCUUCUAUUGUGUGUACACUGCUGUUGUUGUUUUAUUCCUCUACCAGUCCAACAAAAAGGGGGACGUACAUGUAUGGUUUUGUUUCCGUCCAUCUGUCUGUCUAUCUGUCCGUUGUUUUUUGGCUUUUUUCCCCCCAAUGCCUCCAGAUAUUGAACUGAAGUUUUGUAUAUAGUUUUAUCAUGUAGAGCUACAUAUCGGACUACAGCUUUUUGUUACAUAGAGGAUACUUCCUGAUUACUGAUAAAUUAUGGUAUCACAAGACAUGGGGUGGGGGUGGGUAUUCUUUUUAUCAUCCAUUAUCAUUCUCUUCAUUUGCGAUAAUUGUAAACAAUGUGAGUAAUGUGGGUUGAAUGUCACUAUAUUUGUCAGCAGUAGACUCGUUAACUAGUAGAACGAUAGUGGUGUGACGUCACUGAUGAUAGGUUUAGUGCUGAAACAUACACAGUGAUGUAAAGAAAAAAAGUGAUAUCUCCUAGGAGAAAAAUCGCAAAUUAUAAUGCCAGAGAUAUCUCCUACAAAAGCCUUUAACCCUUUGCGACUAUGGAACGGGAAAUCCUGUUAAAAAAAAAAACACCGUUCAGACUACAGAACGGGAAAUCCCGUUGUGUGUUUUCAGUUUGUAUUUACCACCAAAUUUGUCACAGGUUGACAUGCGCAAUAGAGGCAGUGUUAACAACAACAUCCUGUAGAAGUGUUACAUGGUUUGCCGUCAGAAUGUGCUCAUUUGUUCGGAAUUUUUCAGCCUAUUUGGUAUAACUGUUCUGUUAACUACAAUGGCGACAUCCAUUUUCUACAAUACGACCUUCACAGAAAAUUACAGCGAUAGUGAUGUUUUAUCGUAAUGUAACAGUGAUAAUUCCGUUGGAAUUCCACUAGCUGAAAUAUCACAAAUUCAAGAUGACAUACCACUUUAGAGAUUUGCACGUGGUCGGAAAGAUUUUCUAAAUGGGUUUAUUCAUUUACUAAUUUUCGUAGAAAUUUGGUAUGUUUUUAUAACCAGUGAUUUUGUUUAAUAUACCUCUAUAUAUGUAUAAUAAUGAGCUCCUUCUCAUAGACAAUUGAUUUACAUUUACAAAUAUGCUUGAACCAGUCUUCUACUAUGAAUAAUAAACAAGUUAUCAUCAAAAAACCAUCUGUAAAUUUAUUCUUUGUUUAACUGUCAAAUAUAUCAAUUCCUGGGGCACUUUGAAGACAAUGGGUUAACGAGUCUGAAAGGGUUAAUGGAUGAUAAAAAGCUAUCUUGGCACUGAUAUUGUAAAAUCGUUGUAGGCUAUGAUGUCACUGUGACACUAGCCAUAGCCUCCUACAGUUUUACGAUAUAGUAACGCUAAGAUAGCAUCGAAAAUAUGUGCCCAGGUUUGACUUUCAUGGGGUUUUUACCCAUAUUUGACAGAGUUAUGGCCCUUGACCUUAGGAAAUAUGAAAAUUUGUGGGGCCCAGUACGGACAAAGUAUUGCGUUAGCAGUUCUCACAGAAUGCUUGUUCCCACAGAGGUGCCAAUAUCCCCUACCUCUUGGAUUCAGGCUGACAAACUGUUAACUUAAUUUGGUUCUCACUUAGUGUUUGCAACUGUCGUAACUCUUGGAUUUUCUAUUGGAUGGCUCUUUUAUUUGGGAUGGGGGCAGAAUAUAGCCCAAACCAGAUUUUUUUAAAUGAAAAUAAUUCUAGAGUAACUGGGGGUUUUGGUGGGUGGUAUUUGUUUCGCUGAUGUCAGAUAUGCAUCGUCAGUCAAUUGUGGAAUUGUUCCAGGGUUACUUUGAUCUGUAUAUUUGUAUAACUUCUGUGCACACCCAGUUGUGUACGUGGGCCAAGGGAAUUCAACAUAAUGUGUGGAGCGGGACAUAGCCCUAUGGUAAAGUGCUCGCUUGGUGUGGGAUCGAUCCCCAUCUGUGGGCCCAUUGGGAUAUUUGUCGUCCCAGCCAGUGCAUCACGACUGGUAUAUCAAAGGCUGUGGUAUG